UCCCGCGGGUGGAGCCGUAGGCAGCGGGAGUAGCGCGCUGCUGCUCCUCUUGCACCUGAGAGCCGACGCCUCUGGUCUUCCAGGCUGCGCCCGCACGGUCCCUUCCGCCAUGAGCCGCUUCAAGGUGUCCAAAUUCCGGCACACAGAGGCCCGGCCGCCACGCCGCGAGGCCUGGAUCAAUGACAUUCGUGUGGGAACCACUUCCUCAUGUGGGAACCAUAUCAAAUCAAGCUGCAGUUUGAUAGCCUUCAAUUCUGAUCGUCCAGGUGUGUUGGGUAUCACACCUCUGGAAAGCCAUGGAGAGGACAAAAGACAUGUGGCCUACCUGGGCUGCCAUUCAGACCUGGUCACCGACUUGGACUUCUCUCCUUUUGAUGACUUUCUCCUGGCCACAGGCUCAGCAGACAGGACGGUGAAGCUUUGGCGGCUGCCCAGCCCUGGCCAGGCCCUGCCCUUGUUGCCUGGCAUUGUGCUGGGCCCCGAGGAGCUGCCAGUGGAAGUACUGCAGUUCCACCCCACUGUAGAUGGUGUUCUGGUGAGCGCAGCAGGCAGAGCUGUGAAGGUCUGGGAUGCAGCCAAGCAGCAGCCCCUGACAGAACUGGCAGCCCAUGGGGACCUGGUACAGAGUGCUGUCUGGAGCCGGAAUGGAGUCCUUGUGGCCACAGCAUGUAAGGACAAGCAGCUUCGGAUCUUUGACCCCAGGGCAAGGGCUGAGGCCUUUCAGAGCACACAGGCCCACGAGAACAGCAGAGACAGCCAGCUGGCAUGGACAGGCAUCCAGGAGCACCUAGUGUCAACUGGAUUCAACCAGAUGCGUGAGCGAGAAGUAAAGCUCUGGGAUACCCGGUUCUUCUCCAGUGCCCUGGCUUCCCUCACCCUGGACACGUCACCCAGGUCUCUGAUGCCCCUGCUGGAUCCAGAUUCUGGGCUCCUGGUCCUGGCAGGAAAGGGCGAGAGUCAGCUGUACUGCUAUGAGGUGACCCUGCAGCAGCCAGCACUGAGCCCAGUGACCCAGUGCGUGCUGGAGAGUGUGCUUCGGGGAGCAGCCCUCAUUCCCCGGCGGGCACUAACUGUCAUGGGCUGUGAGGUACUCCGUGUCCUGCAGCUGAGUGAUACAGCUAUCAUACCCAUCAGCCACCAUGUGCCCCGAAAGGCUGUGGAGUUCCAUGAGGACCUGUUUCCAGACACCGCUGGCUGUGUGCCUGCUUCUGAUGUCCACACCUGGUGGACUGGAAGCAACCAGCAGGUGCAGAAGAUCAGCCUCAAUCCCGCCCAUCGGCCCCAUCCCAGCUUCACUUCCUGUCUGGUUCCCCCCAUGGAGCCUUCCUCUGACAUGACCCAGCCUGUGGAGACACCUGGGACUGAUACAGACCCAAGUGAGGGCUUCUCCUCCCCUCCCAGCUCGCUGACCUCACCCUCCACGCCCUCCAGCCUGGGGCCCUCACUCUCCAGCACCAGCGGCAUUGGUACCAGCCCCAGCCAGAGGUCGCUGCAGAGCCUGCUGGGCCCCAGUUCCAAGUUCCGCCAUGCUCAAGGCACUGUACUGCACCGAGAUAGCCACAUCACCAACCUCAAAGGGCUCAACCUUACCACACCUGGGGAGUGCGACGGCUUCUGUGCUAACCGGCUGCGUGUGGCUGUGCCCCUACUCAGCAGCGGUGGGCAGGUGGCUGUGCUUGAGCUGCGGAAGCCUGGUCGCCUGCCCGACACAGCGCUGCCCACGCUGCAGAAUGGGGUGGCUACGACUGAUCUGGCUUGGGACCCUUUUGACCCCCACCGCCUUGCUGUGGCUGGGGAGGAUGCUCGGAUUCGACUUUGGCGGGUGCCCCCAGGGGGCCUAGAGGAUGUGCUGACUACACCUGAGACUGUGCUCACAGGCCACACAGAGAAAAUCUACUCUCUGCGCUUCCACCCACUGGCAGCUGAUGUGCUGGCUUCUUCUUCCUAUGACCUCACCAUUCGCAUCUGGGACCUCCAAGCAGGAGCCGAGCAGCUGAGGCUGCAGGGCCACCAGGAUCAGAUUUUUGGUCUGGCCUGGAGUCCCGAUGGGCAGCAACUGGCCACUGUGUGCAAGGAUGGGCAUGUGAGAGUCUAUGAGCCCCGGAGUGGCCCUGAGCCCUUGCAGGAAGGUCCAGGACCUGAAGGAGGCCGUGGUGCCCGCAUUGCCUGGGUGUGUGGUGGUCGCUGUCUGCUGGUAUCUGGCUUUGACAGCCGAAGUGAGCGCCAGCUGCUGCUGUAUGCAGCUGAUGCCCUGGCGAGUGGUGCCUCUGCAGUGCUGAGCCUUGACGUGGCUCCCUCCACUCUGCUGCCCAGCUAUGACCCUGACACCGGCCUGGUGCUCCUCACGGGCAAGGGCGACACCCGUGUGUUCCUGUAUGAGCUGCUCCCGGAGGCCCCUUUCUUCCUGGAGUGCAACAGCUUCACGUCAGCUGACCCACACAAGGGCUUUGUCCUCCUGCCCAAGACCGAGUGUGAUGUGAGGGAAGUGGAGUUUGCCCGAUGCCUGAGGCUGCGCCAAACCUCCCUGGAGCCUGUGGCUUUCCGGCUGCCCCGAGUCCGGAAAGAGUUCUUCCAGGAUGAUGUGUUCCCAAACACAGCCAUGAGCUGGGAGCCAGUGCUCAGUGCCAAGGCCUGGCUGGCAGGUGCUAAUGGGCAGCCUCGACUACUCAGCCUGCAGCCCCCAGGCAUGACCCCAGUGAGCCAAGCCCCCCGUGAAGCUCCUGCCCGGCGGGCGCCAUCCUCAGCACAAUACCUGGAAGAGAAGUCAGACCAGCAAAAGAAAGAAGAGCUGCUGAAUGCCAUGGUGGCAAAGCUGGGAAACCGCGAGGACCCACUACCCCAGGACUCUUUUGAAGGGGUGGACGAGGAUGAGUGGGACUAGCCUGCCCACCGGGUAUCCCUGGCCUCAGCUGCUGCUGUCACCUCCUAGAGGCACCUAGUGCCCCUGACCACCUGACAUCUCUUCAAACUGGAAGAUGUGGUCCUGGCACUGGUACAUCCCUCCCAGAAGUCCUGGCCUUGGGCACUUUCCUGGCUGCUGGGCCCACUGCAACUCCAGGGAUCGUCUGCACUUCUGCUUUCUCUGGGACUGGCUGCUUCUCCUGAGCUACCUGCUAGCAUGUGGAACCAAGGGGUGUGGGGCAGAGGGUCAGUAGCAUGUCCCUGGGCAGGCCCUGGGCUUCCAAAUGUCUCCCCUAUUUUUUUUUGCUGACUUUGACCAGUUCCAGCCUGGGCUGGCUUCGUCUAACACCUCAGUUACUACAUGCCAACCCAUCUUGCCUGCUGCCCCAGUUCUGGUCAAGGGUGUUGGGGGCUGGCCCCCCACCAAGCCAUUUGGGGCAGCUCCAGCCUCAGGGGUCUAACAAUAGUUGCCCUGCUUCCCAGGCUUGACAGCAAGAGUAGGGGUCUCACCAAGCUGAUGACCUGAUUAGGGCAGUGUGAGUCCUGCAAGGACCAGCCUGCACAUACUGUGGGGUUCUGAGCAAUUAAACUUUUCUAAGCUGGCCACGUCUCAUGCUGCUCUGAUCUCUGGGAAGCUGGAAAGAAGGGGAUAGGAAUAUGAGUGACAGUGGUUAGGCCCUGGGUUCCUCUUUGUCCCUACCUCACUUGGCUCCUAAUAUCUCUAGUGCUGCAAGCUGCCCAGCAGAACUCUAGAUGGUCAGAUACUGUAUUGAGCAGGAAAGACAAGGCCUUUUAUAAAAGGAGCUUCAGCUUAUAU
Molecule: messenger RNA, 3718 nt
Organism: Castor canadensis (American beaver)
Lineage: Eukaryota; Metazoa; Chordata; Mammalia; Rodentia; Castoridae
Gene: Coro7
Product: coronin 7
Molecular function (GO): protein binding
Source: RefSeq, a predicted model, not a curated record